Agrilus planipennis (emerald ash borer) is the source of this 1906-nucleotide messenger RNA. RefSeq lists its product as uncharacterized. The transcript is spliced from 5 exons. Gene Ontology annotation, molecular function: protein binding. Gene Ontology annotation, biological process: multicellular organism development; cell differentiation. Lineage: Eukaryota; Metazoa; Arthropoda; Insecta; Coleoptera; Buprestidae. The record is from RefSeq and is a predicted model, not a curated record. The annotation marks the transcript as partial.
AGUAGGCGAUGUAAAAGAGCACGGAGAGACUAGUAGUCUGUCGCGAUCUCGCGCCUCGAACUGACGCAACCCUCCGGUUCGUACGGGUGUCAGCCACGUGCUUUUUAGCCCUCUUUCAACUUGCAAGGCGUUUGGUUGACUCAAGCCCGCAGGGUCGGGACAUAAAGCGUGUUGUAAAACAAUAUGAAGUAAUCUAACAAUUUAACAUUAUAGGAAUAUUUUCAUCGAAAGAUGUUUCCUUAUCAGUUGGUUUUUAAUGUUCCUAAUAUUGAAAGAAAAUUCGCCGCUACGACUUCGUUAGAAUCGAAAAUCGCCUGUAAAUGAUGAAUAAUUACAAACGCCAAGUGAAUAAUUUAAAUAAAAUUGCGCAAGAUGAAUGAUAUGUCGUCCCCUAGGCACCAAAUAGGUGUUUCAGUCCCAGGGGGCGGUAAUGUUGGUCCAUAUGGAACGUACCAUUCCAGUACUAGUCAGUUACAUCGAGUCCCUAGCGAAAUUUAUUCCAUGGGGGAGCAGUACAGAUCUCGUUAUUGCCUGUAUCCUGCACCACCAGCAUACGAUCGCCACCAAAGACCCUCGACGAUGAUACGAGAAAGGAGCUACCAAGACGUUAGUUCUCGUGAAGAUGAUUACUACAAUCCGACUGUCAAAGAACGGGAAUAUUUAGAAUGUGAAGACAGUGAUCGCCACUAUAACUCCCUAAAUUUAUAUGGGCCAUACGAAGCAAGUUUUAUUAGGAGAAAUUCAUGCGGACUUGGAUCGAAUAGAUACAGUACUUCUACUGGUACUUACAGUUCGAAUUCUGCCUACUAUAAUAGUACCACAGCUUCAUAUAAUUCCGGUGCAAACGUUCAUAAUCCACCCAAAACACAUGACAACGGAGUAGAAAGAUUCGUUGGUUUUUCAAACGGCUACGAGAAGGAGAAAGGUGGCUCAUCAGGACCAGUAGCAAAUACUGAAAGUGAUAAAAAUGAUAAAGGAAACAUAUCACCUAAAAGAAUCACAACGAGUAAUCCCGAUAGUAACACGUACGAUGGUCAUAAUAAGAGUUACGAGGUCGAGGUCGAACAGGAUACGAGAUCGUGCUGGUGCUUUUCCAAAGAACCCACAACUUUUAGUCAAGCGAUUACUAGGACUUCUAAUCAAGUAACUAAUCGAGUAUCAACGCAACUAGUAGGUCAACCUGCUCAAAAUAUCGACCAGAAAUCAACUAGUAACAGAACUGCUGAUCAAAAGUCAAAACGAACUUCUCGAUCUAAUAGUGAAUUCGAUAACAAAAGUGCUAAAAGACUGUCUAGUGAUUUAAACCAAUCUCCGAAGACUUGCCAGAAAAUGUGUUGCAAGUCGUCAGUAAUGGUCGCCAUUCUCAUGGGACUGGUUGUCACCUUCAUAGCUGUAUCAACGGUGCUAUUCUACACGAAUUAUUCAUCCCUGAAAGUGCCCCCUAAACCUAUCAUUGAUGAACCUUGUGCAAAAACGUUUUGUGCUUGGGGCGCACAUUGCGUAGUAAAUUCAGAUGGAAGAAGCAGCUGCCAGUGUCCUACAAAAUGCAAGGAUAUCUUCGAUCCCGUCUGUGGAACAGAUGGAAAAACCUACCGAAAUUUGUGCAUAUUAAAAAUGACAACAUGCAAAGCCCGUUCUAGCACAAGACUUUCGCACAUCGGGUCCUGUGAAAUAAAAGAUCCAUGCCAUGAGAAAGUUUGUAACUUCGGCGCUCAAUGUGUACUGUCUCCGGAUGGAAAAGAGGCAAAUUGCAAAUGUCCGGAUGCAUGCCACAGCUAUGGAGAUCACGUUAUGUCAAGACCAGUUUGUGGUUCAGAUGGAAUCGACUAUAAGAAUAUGUGUGAGCUGAACAAAGCGGCCUGCAAAUCUAAUUCCAAUAUAACGGUCAAAUUUCAAGGGAGAUGCG